Molecule: messenger RNA, 834 nt
Organism: Tetrahymena thermophila SB210
Lineage: Eukaryota; Ciliophora; Oligohymenophorea; Hymenostomatida; Tetrahymenidae
Product: EamA-like transporter family protein
Exons: 1
Cellular component (GO): membrane
Source: RefSeq, a predicted model, not a curated record
AUGGUUAGACUUAUGCACGGAUUUGGUUCUUCUGAAAUACUUUGCUUAAGAUCAGUAAUUUCUCUUUUGAUAAGCACUGUCAUAACUAGUUUACUUAAUCAUUCUCCAUAUACAAGUGAUAAAUAACUGCAUAAAUUACUUAUGAUGAGAUGUAUAAUAGCUGGUAUAGGUCAUUAUUGUUUUUAUCAAUCAAUUUACAUGCUUGAUGUUACAGAAUCUGUAACUAUAUCUUAAACGUCACCAUUUUGGACUACUAUACUGGCUGGUUUAAUUUUGAAGGAAAAGUUGAGGCCAAAUCUUUUCUUGACUCUGAUUUUUAGUUUUGUAGGUAUUCUUCUUGUAAUAUAACCUACAUUUGUUAAAGAAAUUCUGGGUAUAUAAGUAGAUAAGAAUUAAGGAGACUAAAGUGAAAGAAUGUAGGGAUUAAUUUUUGGUCUACUCUAGAGUUUUUCAAUAAGCACAGCAAUGAUAAUAGUAAAAAAAUUGAGUGUAGGUAUUUAAAAUACUAUAAUAAUACAUUAUGCAGUUCUUUCAACAGCUAUUAUAAGUGGUUUAGAUUUAAUUUAUAAAGGCGAGUUUAAUGAAAAAAUAUAUGAGACUGAAAACUUAAUUUUUGUUUUUUUUAUUGGAUUAACUAAUUAUUCGGCUUAAAUAAUAUAUAGUAGAGCGAUUAUGUUAGGACAGGCUUCUAAAGUAGGUCCUUUAACAUAUUCUUAAAUUUUAUUUGGGUUUAUCAUUGAAAUAACAAUAUUCCAUAAAGAUGUUAGUUUAUUAAAUAUAGCAGGUGCUAUUCUUAUUUUGAUAGGAAAUAUUGAGUCAAUUAAAGGAAAAUGA